Molecule: messenger RNA, 894 nt
Organism: Arachis ipaensis
Lineage: Eukaryota; Viridiplantae; Streptophyta; Magnoliopsida; Fabales; Fabaceae
Product: zinc finger BED domain-containing protein RICESLEEPER 2-like
Source: RefSeq, a predicted model, not a curated record
AUGAAGAUAACUCCAACAACUAGUGGAGAAACAGUUGUGGUUGGUACAUAUACUUUCGACCAAGAAAAUGCAAGGAAAGAGUUAUCAGUUAUGGUUUGUCUUCACGAGUAUCCGCUAUCUAUUGUGGACUACAUUGGGUUUCGACGAUUUUGCAAUGCUUUGCAACCUCUCUUCAAAGUGAUUACUCGCAACACUUUAAAGAGUGACAUCUUGAAGCUCUACAAUGAUGAGACAUCAAAGACAAUGAAUGUCGUUGAGCGUAAUAAAAGUCGAGUUGUAAUUAUAACUGAUAUGUGGACAGCAAGCAACCAAAACAAAGGUUAUAUGGCUAUCACAGCUCAUUACAUUGAUGAUUUUUGGAAAUUGCAAAGCUGUCUUGUGAGGUUUAUAUAUGUGCCGGCUCCCCACACGGCUAAGGUACUUUCGGAGGUUCUUGUGGAUUGUUUGAUGGAUUGGAAUCUUGAUAGGAAGGAUGGGUUACAACUUAUUUCACAUGCUAUUGAAAAGGUGAGGGAUAGUGUUCAUUAUUGGACUGUAACACCUAAAAGAGAAGAAAAUUUUAAGGAAACAUGUGCGCAACUUAAAAUACCCUACACAAAAAAUCUUUGUCUUGAUUGUAAAACUAUGUGGAAUUCAACAUUUUUGAUGCUUGAAGUUGCAAUUAUGUAUAGAGAUGUGUUUGAAAGAUUGUCAUUGCGUGAGAGUCAAUAUAAAUCUUUGCCUAGUGAGAAGGAUUGGGAUAUGACAGAUGAAAUUUUUCAAAGAUUGAGGGUAGUUUUUGAUGUGACUGAAUUAUUUUUUGGAACAACUUAUCCUACAUCAAAUCUUUAUUUUCCUAAGAUUUGUGUGAUUAAGUUGGCUUUGAUGGAUUGCAAAAUUAUGGAAAUGAGAUAA